Molecule: messenger RNA, 3282 nt
Organism: Sorghum bicolor (sorghum)
Lineage: Eukaryota; Viridiplantae; Streptophyta; Magnoliopsida; Poales; Poaceae
Exons: 18
Coding region: 245-3028 (927 amino acids)
Source: RefSeq, a predicted model, not a curated record
GCCCCUUGGCCCACCGCCUGAACUCGUCUCGCCCGCGGCCGAUCUCCUGCAUCCGCCCGCCGCGCCGAACCCAGAGGCCGGAGGAGACUGCGCUCAGUCGAGCACCACGGCCCAGCAUCCUCGCGACCAUCUCCGGCACGGCGUCCGCCCUCUGCAGCCCCUGUGUCCCUGCGACCGUCGCUGCUGUCCUACUUCGCCACUGGCCACUUUGCCCGGCGACGAGCACCACCAACACUAGUCGGAGAUGAACGCAUCCAGGAAAUCCAACCAUGUUUCCAGCAAGGACAGUGCAGAAACCGCGAGGGAUAUCAUCACCACGUCCGGCCAAAUCCAACCCCUCAAAAUCCCAGACGCUGUUGCUGCGCUUGCGCAGGCUGCUGCAAAGGCAAAUGGUGAGACUGAGAAAUAUCUUCCAGGGUGGCCGUUGUUCUCGCCUCCUAAGGUGCAGCUGGACAAGUGUACUAAGUGUUCGAGAGAAUUCUGUUCCGCAAUCAACUUCCGGAGGCAUACACGUGUUCAUCGUAGAACCCUCAAGAUAGAUAGGGAUUUUCCCAAGAAUAGAGACCUUCUCGCUGCAUUCUGGAAUAAACUGACUGUGGAUGAUGCCAGCACAAUUUUGUCCUUGACAGGUGUUGUUGUAGAGGGUGUAACUGGCUCAUCAAUUUUAAUAGCACUAUCAUCAUGGAUGUGUAAACCAGGGUAUGCUUCAUUGCCAAUGGCAUAUGCCAGAGCUGGCAGUGAGCUUCUGGAUCUGAUUCAAACAAAGGCUGCAAUGCAUCUGCCUGUGUCAUCGGAUGAAUUAUUUAGCUUGCUCGAUGAAGCAAGCGAGAAAACAUUUCUUUGCACAAAUACAGCUGCUUGUAUACAGAAGUUUUUAUUUGACGGAGAGGUAGACAAAAUUGCAACUGAGUUGAAAAAUGUUGUUUCGUGCAUUAGUUACAUGCUUGAACAAAAGCUGGUUGAAGCAUGGUGUGCUGAUAAGACUGCUGAAGCAUUAAGAUGCCAGAAGUUGCUGGAGGAGGAAGAGGAAGCUGCUCAGAAAAGGCAAGCCGAACUGAUGGAAAGGAAGCGGAUGAAGAAACUUAGGCAGAAAGAACAGAGGUUAAAAAACCUCAAGGAUGAGGAUGUGACAGUUCAGUCACCUGAAAUUAUGGAUGAUGCAACAUGUUCUACUGCCAUUCAAAGUGUCAAGUCCAUUUCUGAUCCUGACCGUUUUGAGCAAGAAGAAUCACAGUAUCUUCAAUUUCCAGCACCAAUUACUUCAGAAAUUGACAAUGGUUUUAAUGUGGACCUAUCAGUAGAAGAUAUCAGUUGUGAUUUGGGGCUUGAAAUGGAUAAAGGUGUUGUAUUAAGGCAACACGUUUCAAGGCGUCGUUUAGGCAGAACAGAGAGGCUCGCUGAAAAUAGCAUUGUACCUGGUCCUGUAGUUACUUCAAAGCAUCCAGCUUUUGUGAGGCCUUCAAAUUACAAGGAUCCAAAUGUCUGUUCUACGCCAAGUAGAAACAAAUCUUGCGCAUUGAAAUUGCAAUCUGAGAUUGAAGAACAGUGCCAAAAACAUGAGUUAGAUGUAGAUGAACAUGGCAUGGGUCCUAGCAAAAACUCUCGUGUGCUAAUAGGAUCUAUAAGUGUUGCAAUUGAAGAUGGUAGUGAACACUUGCAGGACAUUCGUUCCAAGAAUGAUCCAGUCCCUCCUAGUUCAAAGACAGUGAAACAUGCAUCAGUCAAGGUGAUGCAACCUGUUACCCAUGAGGGUAACAGAAAUGAAGGCAUUCCUCAUAGUGAUAGUAAUAGUACGCCAGCAGCUGAGAACUGUUCUCAAUCCAGUGUUACUACAGAUGAAAUCAGUUAUUCAACCUACUGCAGUGCAGAUUUGGCAGUGGAUGAACAUUUACAACGCACCAUGUUUUCCAGUAAAGAAGCGACAGCCUUUCUUUCUCAAAGGUGGAAAGAAGCAAUAGCUGCAGAUCAUGUGAAACUUGUUUUGUGUCCUGAAAAAUUUGCUGCUAGUAGGCAGCCCAGUUGCCAUUUUCAGAGAGAAGAGAGAGAGAGAGAGAGAGAGAGAGAGCCGAGAGCGAAGAUGAUGACCUCGUGGCUUCUGGGCCGCCGGGGCGCCUCCGGCUUCUCCUGGAGCUCCACCGCCGAUCAAGUCACGCAGGGCAUCUCCGCCGCCGGCCUCACCGCCAUCGUCACCGGGGCGUCCAGCGGCAUCGGCGCCGAGACGGCGCGGACACUGGCGCUGCGCGGGGCCCACGUCGUCAUGGCCGUCAGGAGCCUCCCCGCCGCCCAGGCCGUCAGGGACGCCGUCCUCGCCCAGGCGCCGGAGGCCAAGCUCGACGUCAUGGAGCUCGACCUCUCGUCCAUGGCCUCCGUCCGCGCCUUCGCGUCCCAAUUCAUCGACAGGGGUCUCCCCCUCAACAUCCUCAUCAACAAUGCAGGAGUAAUGGCAAUACCUUUUGAGCUUUCAAAGGAUGGAAUUGAGAUGCAGUUUGCAACUAAUCAUGUUGGGCAUUUCCUGCUGACACACCUUCUAUUGGAUACCAUGAAGAAGACCUCUCGUGAAUCAAAUGUGGAAGGAAGAAUUGUCAACGUUUCGUCAGAGGGGCACAGAUUUGCAUAUCAGGAAGGCAUCCGUUUUGACAAGAUCAACGAUGAAUCAGUGUAUAGUAUCUUUGGAGCAUAUGGGCAGUCAAAGCUUGCAAACAUCUUGCAUGCUAAUGAACUUGCCAGGCGAUUCCAGGAAGAGAAUGUCAACAUAACUGCAAAUUCUCUUCAUCCUGGCUCCAUUAUCACGAACCUUCUUCGUCACCACAGUAUCAUAGAUGUUCUCCAUCGGACGCUUGGUAAAUUGGUGCUGAAAAAUGCUGAGCAGGGUGCGGCAACUACAUGCUAUGUGGCACUCCACCCGCAGGUGAAGGGUGUGUCCGGGAAGUACUUCUGCGACAGUAACCUGUACGAGCCAAGCGCGAAGGCCAAGGACAUGGAGCUGGCCAAGAGGCUCUGGGAUUUCAGCGUCGAGCUCGUCACCUAGCUGAUGCCUCGGUUGUUAUCGGUUUCCUUGUUGUCAGACAUGGAUGCGAUCAGCAACCUGAACUCUCUGUAUAUCACGUGUAUCGCGCACUCAACAUUUGGCGGCUCGCCUUUACAAUACAAGGGUUGCAGGUGAUCGCAUUGCUGCAUGCCUGCAUGAGGAUGGUGUGUGUUUCUGUGAAAAGAAAUGUGCCUCCUGCUGCUGCUGCUGCUGGUGGAUGAUAUAAUGGAAGAUAUGCUUUAGCUCCUUGUUUA